Molecule: messenger RNA, 3022 nt
Organism: Phalaenopsis equestris
Lineage: Eukaryota; Viridiplantae; Streptophyta; Magnoliopsida; Asparagales; Orchidaceae
Product: protein FAR1-RELATED SEQUENCE 5-like
Exons: 4
Coding region: 361-2715 (784 amino acids)
Biological process (GO): regulation of DNA-templated transcription
Molecular function (GO): zinc ion binding
Source: RefSeq, a predicted model, not a curated record
UCUAACACUUAAAAACCCCGCAAGGCCGGUCCACUCAAAUUUUAAGCGAACGAGUUGGAUCCACCGCCACGCAUAGCUCCCCGAAGAACCGACGGCUCGAUGCAGUCGAGAGUCUAGCUCGGACCCGUUCCACGAGAUAAUCACGAAGCUCGAAUCCCCAACCGUGCCACGAAACCCUAACCCUCCUUCCCCAUUCCCCAACCACCGCCACCGGUCGUCAGCGAUCAGAAGUCUUAACGUUACUGUUCGACUUCGGCAAAGCUCAAAGCUCGCCGGCCUUUCUACUGAAACCCUAAUACUUCUCUCACAGUGCUGAAAUGUUUUAAGAUUUCAUCAAGGAGUCAAGUUUGUGUUGUAGCAAUGGAGAAAGCCGCUGAAAAACCACUCCAUGAUAGUGAUAGAGAUGAAAGUGAUGAGGAGAUGGAAGUUCUAUCUUCUAACACAUCUGGAGAAGAAGAUAACUGUAAUGUUGAGCUAUCUGAUGUUUUAUCCCCUGAGCAGGCUAAGAAACAACUAAUGGAACAGGUUGUUUACAACGAGAAAGAUGCUUACAAACUAUAUCGUGAUUACGGGCGGAAUAUGGGCUUCAAUGUCCGUAAGGGGAAACAAUAUUAUUACAUUGGAUCUAGAAACAUCCGGAAGAAAUAUUACUAUUGUUCCAAAGAAGGAACAAAGAUCGACAAACUUAGUAACAAGUCUAAGUUUCAUAGAAAGGAUGUUAGAACAGGAUGUAAAGCAUUUGUACAAUUUACAGUUGAUCAGAAGGGGCAAUGGAAGGUGACUCAGUUGGGUGUAGAGCAUAACCAUGACUUGGUUAAGCCGAAACGAAGACGUGUGUCGAAGACUAUAAGUUCAUCUAAAAUUGCCGAAGCUUGCUCAUCGUAUCCAACCAUGGACGCUGAAAUUCAUACAUCAAAUGUCGAUUCCAGUGGUGGCAUUGCUGAAAAUGGCGAUAGUUACGUCAACUCGGAGCAAAUGGCGCCAAUCAAAACACGAGAAAAUCAAAAUAUAAUUAGUUAUUUUAGACAAAAAGCUGGCGAGAACGGCAUGUUUUACUGGGAUGUGCAGGUUGAUCAUGAAGGUAGAAUGGGAAACAUAUUCUGGAGAGAUGGAAGAUCAAGAAUUGACUAUAAUUACUUUGGUGAUGUUGUUUUUUUUGAUAAAAGUUCUCACAUAAACAGAUAUGAAAUUACAUUUGUAAUAUUCAUGGGGGUUAAUCACCAUUGGCAAAAUGUCAUGUUUGGAUGUGCGUUCUUAUUAGAUGAAACAGAAUCUUCUUUUGUUUGGCUUUUGAAGACAUUUUUGGAAUCGAUGGGAAAUCAACCUCCAAAAACUGUUGUCACAAAUGAUGAUGAAGCGUUACAAAAAGCCAUAGAGCUUGUGUUUCCUUCUACUCGGCAUCGUUUUUGUUUACGGUGGGUAUCGAAAAGCGCUUCUUUAUAUUUUGGCAAUAUUAGUUCAAGCAAAAGGCUCCUACACUUAUUUGAUAAAUGUUUGCAUGGAUGUGAGUCAGAGAUGGAAUUUGAAGAAAUAUGGAGAAAGUUGGUCUUUGAAUACGGCAUCGAAGAUCUUGAAUGGCUCAACAAGCUAUAUAUGAACCGGCGGAAAUGGUGCUCCGCUUUUUGCGAAGAUUGUUUUGAUGGCGGUAUCGAGUCAUCGCAGCGGUCUGAGAACAUUGAAAAUGUUCUGAGUAGCAUAGUUGAUCGAUCAACUUCACUUAGUGAGUUCACACAUGAAUAUGACAAACUCGUUGAAGUUUUGCGUCAAAAUGAAGCUAAGGAGGACUUUCUCUGCUGGCAAAAUGGUCCUCGACGUGCGAUCGAGCAUAGCGAUAUUUUGAAACAUGCGGCUAAAAUUUAUACACAUAAGAUUUAUAAAUUAUUUGAGGAAGAAUUUCUCGAUGGAUGUUGCGCGGCAUCGUUCAAAGAGAUUUCGUGCGGCUGUGAUUUGUAUAGAUUUGAGUUGACAAUGCAAGGGAGAGAUUCAAAGGCGUGGACUGUCCACAUCGAUGUUUCUAAAAUGGAGCUCUCUUGUUCUUGUAACAAAUUCAACUCCAUGGGAGUACUUUGCUCCCAUGCUCUGAAAGCUCUGAGUCUCAAAAAUGUGAACAGAAUUCCUGAUAAAUAUAUUAUCAAAAGGUGGACUAAAGAUGCAAGGAAAGGAUUUUAUAGGUUUGAAGACACGGAGAAUGAAUUUAUAUAUCGUAACCUCACUAUUCAAUACGCAUACGAACUUGUAAUGCGAAGCGAAGGUCAUAAGCAGACCAGAAAAAUCAUUUGGGACGCAUUUGCGUUGGGGGAAAAAGAACUUGAUUCAUUUAUUGAGAAGAAAUGUUUUGAUGAAAUUUUGGGAUUUAGAGAUAACUCGGAUGAAUCUGCAGGCGAAGCUGUUGAUAAAAUGUUAAAAAGAUCAUCGCCAACGAAAUCAAAUUCUAGAGAAACGAAGAAACGGCGAUUUGUCGAUCGACUUCGAGGCCAUGAGCAUGGUGAAUCGAAUUGCAGCACAUUUCCUCUUCUAUGUAAUGCAACCUCUGCAGCUUCCCAGAUUGGAUUUUUCCCUUCUCCGUCGCCGGGUUGUUUCUCGCCUCCAAUCUUCACUCCAGUAUCACAAAUGCCAGCGCAGAUAUCGAACAUUAAUUGGGUUCUCGAAUCACCUUCUGCUUAUUCAUUAAAUUUGCAAGGAAAUCACAACGCUGCUCAGAAUCUCAACCUAUGAUAUACUUGUUCUACUUCUGAUGGCAACAUGCUAACAUUCAAGGUGAAAUAAACCUUUGUUUUUUACAUUUAUACCGCUCAAAUCUUUCAUUUUAUAUAAAAAAAAUAUCAGCUGUUUACUUUUAAAAAGUGAAAUACGCCUUUGGAGGCAUUGGCGAGGCGGUAUAUGUGUAAAAAUUGAAGUUUAGGCAUUAGAUAUGUUAAUAUAUAGCAAUUGAGUGCGGUAUGUGUGUAAAUCUUCCAAAAAUAAAUUUAAAGUUGUGUAAAUAAUCACCAAUAUAAAGAGGCUGUGUUGCAAAAUUUUUGAA